CACAACCUCACCGCCAUGGUUGGUGCUGGUGUCCUCAGCCUUCCUUAUGCCAUGUCAAAGAUGGGCUGGGGUCCUGGCGUGGUUGCAAUGUUAUUGUCAUGGAUCAUCACCUUGUUUACACUAUGGCAAAUGGUUGAGAUGCACGAAAUGGUUCCCGGCAAGAGAUUCGACCGGUACCACGAGUUAGGGCAGUAUGCCUUUGGUGAAAAGCUUGGCCUAUACAUCGUGGUUCCCCAACAGCUACUUGUUGAGGUUGGCACAUGCAUUGUUUAUAUGGUCACUGGAGGCAAAUCUCUUAAGAAGUUUUAUGGCACCGUUUGUCCCACAUGCAAAGACAUCAGAACCUCCUAUUGGAUUAUGAUCUUUGCAUCUGUCAACUUUGUACUCUGUCAAUGCCCCAGCUUCAACUCUAUUUCUGCUGUCUCUCUAGCUGCAGCCAUCAUGUCUAUUGCCUACUCAACUAUUGCUUGGGUGGCUUCACUUAUGAAGGGAGUUCAACCAAAUGUGGAUUAUGGCUACAACUCAAAGAGCACAGCAGAUGGUGUGUUCAACUUCAUGACUGCCUUGGGAGAUGUAGCAUUCGCCUAUGCAGGCCACAAUGUAGUUCUGGAAAUCCAAGCAACAAUGCCUUCAACCGAAGAAGUGCCUUCCAAGAAACCAAUGUGGAACGGAGUUAUCCUUGCAUACAUAGGAGUGGCAAUCUGCUACUUCCCUGUUGCCUUCAUUGGAUACUAUGUAUUUGGAAACUCGGUUGAAGAUAACAUCCUCAUCACUCUUGAGCACCCUAUUUGGCUCAUUGCUGCUGCUAACAUGUUUGUUAUUGUCCAUGUUGUUGGUGGCUACCAGGUAUAUUCUAUGCCAGUGUUUGAUAUGAUGGAAACCUUAUUAGUGAAGCAGUUUAAGUUCCCCCCAUGCUUCACACUUCGAUUAGUUGCCCGCACUCUAUUUGUAGCAUUCACAAUGGCAAUUGCUAUAUGCGUCCCAUUCUUUGGUUCACUUCUUGGAUUUCUUGGAGGAUUUGCCUUUGCCCCAACAUCAUACUUCCUGCCUUGCAUAAUAUGGCUUAGAGUUUACAAACCUAAGAGAUUUAGCUUGUCUUGGAUAGUAAAUUGGACAUGCAUUGUGAUUGGGGUACUUUUGAUGACAGUAUCCCCAAUUGGAGCACUGAGAAACAUCAUCAUUUCAAUCCAUAACUACAAGUUCUUCUCCUGAGCUAUUGUUUCAAGGGUAGCACCCUCAAUGAUUGCUUUGUUCGAAUAAUCUAUUAGUUGAUAGCUAGGCAGCUAGCUGUAGAUUCUAGUUCAAAUCGAGUAGGAACUAUUAGAGCAUGCUCGGAUCUUUUACAAUAGGGUGCAAAAUCUUUCAUGUUUUUUAGGCCUUUAAAAAUCAAUUUUGUUUAGGAUUCUUUACAUAUUUUGCCAUUCGUCUACACAACACAUACAAGAAUUCUGUACAUAACAUGUAGUUUCUUUGAGAUUUGCAACCCAUCAAGAUGAAGAGUUGUCUGUCACAAGUGAUUUUUCUAUUUUAUAUGCAGACAACCAUAUUAUUCCCACCAAGAAUGCAAUAAUGGUA
Arachis duranensis is the source of this 1575-nucleotide messenger RNA. RefSeq names its product lysine histidine transporter 2-like. The transcript is spliced from 7 exons. Lineage: Eukaryota; Viridiplantae; Streptophyta; Magnoliopsida; Fabales; Fabaceae. The record is from RefSeq and is a predicted model, not a curated record. Gene Ontology annotation, cellular component: plasma membrane. Bases 16 to 1212 code for a protein of 398 amino acids.